GUUCCGUUGAUGUUUCACUUCUGCUAUAUAUUUUCAGGCAAUGGAAACGGCGUGCGCUCCGUCGUCGCCGCUACAAACCUAUCUCAUGUAUUCUUUAUCCUCGAAGCUCCGACCUUCUCUCUCCCUCCGCCUCUCCGCCGUCUUCUCCACUCAACCGCCGUCCGCCACCGUAGCACCACGGCGGCGGCGGAUGCUCUCUCCGACCGCCGCGCUCCCCAGGAGGAGCCGCGUGAAAGCCGUUGACGCUGCGUUGCUCAAGAAGAACUGGUUGGAUUCCCUCUCUCUCCCUUCGACAGAUUUGAGCUCCGUGUGUCUUGGAAGUGAUAAUGACCCGACCGGGGAGCAAUCGAGUUCCAACUGGGUCAUCGGUGUCGACCCCGAUUCGUCCGGUGCCUUGGCGCUACUGAGAACUGACGAGACGGGUUGUUCCGCUCAGGUAUUUGAUACUCCUCACUUGUCAGUUUUAGUCGGGAAACAAGUGCGGAAGCGCCCAGAUGCCAGGUCUAUUGUGCAGUUGAUUCGGGGUUUAGAUGUCCCUCCUGGAACUACAGCAUAUAUGGAGCAGUCAACUCCCUUUCCUAAAGAUGGGAAGCUGGGUUGGUAUAGUGGAGGAUUUGGGUAUGGACUAUGGCUCGGGAUACUCGUUGCAUCAGGUUUUCCUGUUAUCCCGAUCUCGUCUUCCUUAUGGAAGAACCAAUUCCAACUCGCUGGAGGCAGCUCUACCAAGGAUGACAGCAGGAGAGUUGCAUCGGAAUUGUUCCCGUUGCUCUCUCCCCAACUGAGCCGGAAAAAAGACCAUGGAAGAGCAGAGGCGUUGUUGAUUGCUGCUUAUGGUAUUGGCUUGAAGACGAUGAGGUUGAAGACUGAAGAUGUAAUUGCGGUCUGAGUUUGCUGCUUAGGGGAAACCUUUGACGUCAUUUGCUUUCUUGGCUAAACUCAUUAACACACAGAUCGUGUUUGAGUCGAGACACUGGCAUAUGCACGUAGCUAUUACUAUUAGUACUGCAAUGCCUAGGCAUUUUAUGGAAGAACCCCAUAUGUGUAUUCGAUUUUUCGAUUUCGACAUCAUGAUCUUUUGAUCA
Molecule: messenger RNA, 1082 nt
Organism: Tarenaya hassleriana
Lineage: Eukaryota; Viridiplantae; Streptophyta; Magnoliopsida; Brassicales; Cleomaceae
Exons: 6
Coding region: 41-886 (281 amino acids)
Molecular function (GO): crossover junction DNA endonuclease activity
Source: RefSeq, a predicted model, not a curated record